Messenger RNA from Anopheles nili, 1212 nucleotides. RefSeq names its product FAM172 family protein homolog CG10038. Gene Ontology annotation, biological process: regulatory ncRNA-mediated heterochromatin formation. The transcript has 5 exons. Gene Ontology annotation, molecular function: siRNA binding. The record is from RefSeq and is a predicted model, not a curated record. Bases 1 to 1110 code for a protein of 369 amino acids. Lineage: Eukaryota; Metazoa; Arthropoda; Insecta; Diptera; Culicidae. Gene Ontology annotation, cellular component: nucleus.
AUGUAUCCUGCGUUUUAUAUAAUUCUGCUCGCUCUUGGUGCAGUUCGGUUGGUCAAUCACGCCAAAUCAGUGCCACAGUAUCGUAACGGCGGAUUGUUUUGGCUACCGGAAGUGCUAUCUACAACAGUAACGCUCGCUGGGUUUUCUGUUCGAAUGGCCGCCACGGAAGAACGUACCUAUCCGACAACUCUGGAGGGUUUCGGGUACGGUUUCAAUGACGAAGGGAAGUUGCGACACAUCGACAAAGAAACGGGAAAGAUCACCGAUCGUAUCUUUGAUUAUCAGGUGUACACGUCCCUCUCCGAGAACCAGGCGCACUACGAAGCCCUUGGCGAUGUAAUCACGGAAUAUGUGUACACUCGGCUGGAGGAAAAAGAGGGUUUGAAGAAACUGUACGUUCCAGAUGAUGUGCCGCCCGAGGAGGCAACGUUUGUUUUUAGCACCAAGGAAAAAUUGGAUAAACCCAAGAAACUGCUCGUUUUGAUACACGGAAGUGGAGUGGUGCGCGCUGGACAGUGGGCUCGCAGUUUGAUCAUCAACGAUUGCCUUGAUUCUGGCACCCAGAUUCCGUAUAUUAACAAGGGCCGAGAGCUGGGCUACGAGGUGCUGUUGCUGAACACAAACGAUAACUAUCGCACAGUAAACGGUGUUAGGAAACCGAUCCGUGGUAGUCGUAAUCCGACCGAGCAUGCCGUUACCGUGUUGGAGAAGUACAUUCAAGCGAGCAACCCCGAAUCCGUGGCGAUCGUCGCUCACAGCUAUGGUGGCGUCGUAACGGUGGAGCUUGCACAACGGUUUCCGGACUUUUUCAAGCAGAAAAUUUUCGCCGUAGGAUUCACGGAUAGUGUGCAUGCGGGAUCGCUCGUGCCAGAUGUGUUGAAGAAGAUUACUCGGAACUGGGUGACGGCAAAGGAUCCCCUUGAUACCCCGCUGACAAUCACGAAGCAUGAUAUUCCGCGGCAUUCGGCAGGGCACAUUAAACACGAAAUGACAUCCUACAGCUGCAUGAGUGCACUGUUUGAUUUUCUGGAGAUGCGCUACGCCGCGUUUCGAGAGGCGGGAAGUGUGACUGAACCACAACCCAAGAAAGCAAAGGGUGACGAACUGUAGCCCGGUGGAGCUUGGUUCGACUUUAUUUCCGUUGUGAAGAAAAAAAAGUUAUAAUAAAAUACAAAACCUGAAAGAUUCAAAACCAAUUCUGAGAUGCUUUGG